Messenger RNA from Anisakis simplex (herring worm), 228 nucleotides. NCBI's taxonomy places the organism in Eukaryota, Metazoa, Nematoda, Chromadorea, Rhabditida, Anisakidae. The record is from the annotation of a GenBank genome assembly.
AUGAUACCGUAUAUCCGAGCGAGCGUUUCUAUUGGUCAAUAUUUGAGCGUGUCGCAUAGUGAAUUCAAAUCGCUUGUUUGGGGUGAACUUAUUGGACAGCUAUACGGUAUGGCAUUGUCUGCGCGUCCACUUUCCGUGGUUUUAGGUGAAAGUGUGAUCCACGGGGUUGGACCAGGUGAACCCUUCCCAGUAGUUUUGACUGAGGUACUUCUGGGCUGUCUGCGCUAA